UUAUGUUCUCGUCAAAUAGGUGGUUCAAGAUAUCUCUGUUCCUCAUUAUAGUAUCCCUCUCGUGUCGAGAAACGAGAAGCUAAUCCUUUAGUUUCGGUAUUUAUAGCUUGAGGUUAGCAAUAAACUUAUUCUGCCUCUCUUCUCUCCAACCUCCUUAUAUUUCAUCUCUUCUUUUUUAGUUGUUUUAUCUUAUUCAGUAUCAACAACUUCAUCCUUUGUUUACUAUUAUCUGUCAGAAAGAGAUAGUUUCUUACUUGAUACCAUUCUAUUUGCUCAAACAACUCUUUAAUAGCAGGGAGAAUGUCCACAGUUAAGUUCUUUCUUCCCAGAACCUUCACUUACCUAAGCUUAAUAUUGUCUUUGACUAACUCUUUAAAUUUUUUACUCUGAAGAGUUUUACUUAUCAGAGUUUACACCAAAGGCUUGCGUAAGCUACUAAUCCACUCUCUUGAAAGCUACAUCACCUUCCACUUAUUUGGAAGAUAUUUCUCCCCAUCUCACUGCUCUGCAAAGAACUGGACUAGACAUUCUGUCUUCAGCCCAUUGAAGUUAGAAAGAUUCCUGGUGUUGACGUUUCUUGUCUGCAAAUACCUCUUCCUUUCACUAAUGAUAUCUGAUAUAUACAUUUUACAGUUCAUUGGUUAUAUGGAGGCAGAAAUGCCUGUCCUUCUGAAGUGAGGAGCCGAUAGAGCUCGUAUUUGGAGAAACUUUGCCUCCUAGUUAAAGCAAGCUGAUGAGCUUCAUGUUCAUGACUGGUUGAUCUUUCAUUAAUUAAAUAUAUGCAUCAGCUUGACUCUAAUUUUUACAGUUGGAUGCACCUUCUUCC
This is a messenger RNA of Moneuplotes crassus, 826 nucleotides long. The record is from the annotation of a GenBank genome assembly. Lineage: Eukaryota; Ciliophora; Spirotrichea; Euplotida; Euplotidae.